Pisolithus orientalis is the source of this 3380-nucleotide messenger RNA. RefSeq lists its product as uncharacterized. The transcript has 10 exons. The coding region runs from base 102 to 3239 and encodes 1045 amino acids. Gene Ontology annotation, cellular component: division septum. Gene Ontology annotation, biological process: division septum assembly. The record is from RefSeq and is a predicted model, not a curated record. Lineage: Eukaryota; Fungi; Basidiomycota; Agaricomycetes; Boletales; Pisolithaceae.
CCUUCACUUGCGGUCCCUCUUAAUUCGCGUUCUAUCCAAGUGUUGACCCACCGACUGACUGCAAACCACCGUGAACUAACGAAACGUAUCGCUAACCCGUCAUGUCCAACGUUAGGAUUGCCCUCCAACCCCCUCCCAACGUCGACUUUGUAGUGGGUUAUCCCGGAAUACCACCGGGCGCUCGAGAUCGCCCACAGGCCGCCGUCAAAGGUGCCGUCGAAGUUCGUGUCGGACCGCAGGGAGCCAAAGCAAAAUGGGUAAAAGUCGAACUCAAGAAGAUAGAGACACUCCCAGGUGGUGGUCAAGCCAACUCCUAUUACGAUCAUAUCGGCUCCAGCCCAAUCAUCCUCUGGCAAUCUAGUGAAGAGUACAGCAUGCUGCAAUCUCAAGAUUUCCCGUUCUUGAUUCGGAUACCUGAGUCGAUACCACCAAGUAUUGCACUCGAAAAAGGGGCCGGCAUUCGAUAUGAGCUCGUGGCGACUGCAUGCACUCUUGGUAAAAAGGGCUUCUUCCGCCGCCGCAAGACUACAGUCGUCUCACAAGCAGCGACGAUUAUCAUCGACAAGCACGAACUGCAUUCUACAUGGCCAGUCUACUCCCAAGCUGAAUCCCGUUCGGUACUCCAAGACGGCGUCCGUCUUACUGUCGAACGUAGGCAGACGUGCUAUGGUCCCGGCGAUCGCGUCUCCAUCACAGCCAUCCUCCGACCCGAAACUGUGCAACCGGUCAUACUACGCGGAUUCGAGUUCACCCUGAGAGAGACGACGGUGUUCAGGGCGGGUCCACAUGCAUCAGGGGCUAGUGGCGGUGGCGCGAACAAACGAACUGGUCCGCAAGUUCGUGUUACGACUAUUGGCGAGCAGAAAGUUCCGUUGAGCGCGACAAUACAUAAUGGGUCACAACAUAAAGCCGAGUUGGGGUGUUUGAUUCCUAAUACGCAUACCACGACGUCGUUGAACGCAGCGAGGCAUAUUGAUAUUACAUAUGUCAUCAUUGUUCGGGCAUGGACCGGAGGAGCAUCGCAGAGCGUGGCGAUGGAGUUACCGGUCAUCGUGUCGAAUUGGCCUAGGAAUGUGUCAGAAGAGGCUAUCAGACGCAUCGGCCCUGCGCCUAGCCUUUGCAUGACCUCCCCAUCUAGUACGGCACCCACCGUUCCGAUCACGUCGACUACGCCACACCACAACCUAUCUAGUGGUUUCUCAGGGGUGCAGGAUCACACUUUCUCGUCGGCUCCAGCAGGAGGGACAGCCGGACGCGGCUCUCUCCUCCCACCUCGUCAACACGUCCAAUACAGUUCCGCGCCUAUUGGACACAACGGAAAUGUACGGCGUGAUGCCCAACUCGAGGUCGAUGAACUAGGGGGGUUGAUGUAUGGCCGUAGAGGAUCAAACACGACUGUUGACCAUCCCGGGUUUGGCGUUGGUAACGGCGCCGGUCAGCAGUCUGGAAUGGCUCGUAUUGAGGAGGACGUCGCAAACUUGACCGCGGGUGCCGAUAUUACAACUCGACCUUCGUUCACGGGCUCCGUUGGGGCUCCUCAGCAUAGACGUCGGCCGAGUGCGACGGGUAGCCAAGCGGGGCAUCAUCAGAACCGGCUCACCAUUACGAAUUAUAGCGAAAGAGAGGCAGAGGCACUUGCGGCUGAGAACAUGAACCUGGACUCGUCGGGCGGGGGCGGUACUAGUAGCAGCGUUAGUGGUAGUAGGCCGGGGCCGAGGCCGUCGUCGGGACCGCGCGGUCAAUGGCCGACUGCAGAAGAUGAAAAGACGCAAUUGUACGAGAGUGCCGUGGCCAGAGUUCAGAAAGUGCAGGGAGCUGCUGCUGCCAUGGCGAACGGAGCACAAUCGCAGGAUGACUCCCUCCAGCCCACUUCUACGAACGUGACGCCAAAGAAGUCCGCGACGUCUUGGCCGACGGCCGAGGAAGAGAAGAUGCGGCUAUACGAUCAAGCACAGGCAAUUGCCAAACGAACGCAGGCCCUUGGAACGUACUCGCCAUCUCUCCACAGUCGUACAAGCUCUGAAGCCAACGGUCUUCCGCGUGCUAAUUCGCCCUCGCGUGGAGCGAAUGGCGGGAUGCAUACUGCUGCAGCAAGUCCCAGUGUAACAAUGUCAGCGGGAGCAGUGCUCUACCAAUCUGCGCUAUCCUCGAUGAACUCCAAACCAUCUAAUUCAAACUUACGUAACGCACGCACGUCGCCCGGGCCACAACAGACCACGACAGUGUCGAGCACGCGUCAUGUGCCGCAGUACCCAACUGCAGAGGAAGAAAAGGCGGCGUUGAGGCGGUACCACGAAGCCAAGCUUGCUGUAGAUCGAAGCCAGAACACACAAUAUGCUUCCAAGGAGGGUAUCGUCACUCCUGCUCCGGUAUCGUAUGACACGCUGUACCCACAAGGUGCUUCAUCUUCAUCUUGCGGACCGGUAGCGAGCUCGAGUCAUGCUGGACCCGUAGACGAAUUGCCGCCUCCAUUCGACGCUUCUGGAAGUCGUCAACAGGAGUAUCUGACAGAGAAGGAAAGAAUGAGAAGACAUUACGAGGCACUAGAUGCUGGAUCGCUUGGAAGUCCUCCUCCAGGACAGGCAACCUCUAAUCAGACUUCCUCGCCGGCUUAUCCAACAUCGGUACCGCCGUACGCUGCGCCCCCCUCGGUGGAAAGCGAACUGCCUGAGAAAGAGAUUUUACGCAGACGGUACGCGGAGCAAGACGCUGCUGCGCUUUCUCAGCAGCAAUCGUCACCGGAAGGUUAUCAACCCCCUCUUUCGCCUCCCCCACGUGUUAAUGGGACGCGUGCCCAGCCUGUUCCCCCCAUCGUGAAUGGAACCAGACCGCUGACAGCAGCAGAAGAGAAAGCUCAGCUGAAAGCCAAGUACGAAGCGGAAGCGAGAGGGUCGAAUAACAAUAGCAGUACGAACGGACAUGGGCUGAUUAACAGCAGCUACACGUCUACAUCAUAUCAUCCCUACGCCAAUGGCGGCGCAUCACGGGGCUCCCCACCGCCCUUGAUGCCCCGACCCCCGGUAGAAUACAUUCAAGAAACCCAAGAAGAAGACUUACGUGGACGAUAUUACGAUAGUGUCGGCGUCGAGGAAGCUCUACGAGGCAUCCCGGCGAUGCGUCCGAUAUCUCCCAUGCGGAACCCACACCUUGAUGUCCGUCCUUUUUCCCCAUUUGACGUGGGGCUUGGCUACGAUGCGACAAAUUCCCCGCGCUCGCCGCGUCCACCACCCCAGCAUUGAGUUUGAUGCACUCUGUAUAUGCCUUAUUUCUUUUCCGUUGUUCUUUUUUACUUCUUUAUUCUCCCUCUCCUUAUUCGAUUGUUUUGUUACUUGCAGUUUUCCUGUCUCUUUUAACCUUGUCUCUAAUUUUUCUACUCUGCU